AUGAAUAAUCAAGAAUUGAAAGAUAAUAGAAAUACUAACUAUUAUAAUAAAGGAAAACCAUUAAUUACAAAUCAAGAUCAAAUAGAUACGUCUAAUAAUAGAAUUAUACUACCGUCUCAAGAUCAUCUUUUGAAAACAGGAAAUCAAAGAAAUAGAAAUACAACAUUACCUUUCAUAAGACAACAUUUAUCUCAUUCUCCAAUUCUACAAUCACAUCAAAAUCAAAUAUCACUACAACCACAAUUUCAAAGAACCCCAUUACAAAUAAAUGAAAGAAGAAUGAGUUUUACUAUGUUUUCACCUAAUGCAACUACAAGUCCCUUGUAUCCAAUUACUUCAAAUACAAGGGGAUCAAAUAAUAAUAAUAAUAAUAUUAAUAACUCCACAAAUAAUGUAAAUUCACCACCUACUACUAAGAAACUAAAACAGGAUGAUUAUCUUUAUCAUGCAUCAACAUUACCACCAUCUCCAUUAGCAGCAUCCUCAUUACAACCAAAUAUGAGUUACACAAGAAGAUCUAAUCCAUUGCUAGCAUCGUCAUCGUCGUCAAAUUCAAACACAACUCCCCUAAAAAAGGAAACAACACCAGAAAAUGAAAAUGAAGAUGAAAGAUUCUUAAGACUAGCAAGAGAUGCAUUAGUUGCAACAGCAAGAGGUAUAAAUCAACAAAAUAGAGGAUUAGUUGAUCCAACAAUACUGGAUUUAUUAACAAGAUUACAAUAUGCAUCAUCACCACAUGGUAAUCCUAUAUCAAAACUGGAAAAUUUACAAACUAAUUUAGCUGGACAAUUAAAUAUUCAAGAAUUUUAUGAGCUGUUUCCAAAUCUAAGCAAUGAUAUUUUUUUAAAUGAAAAUAAUAAUAGUAAUAAUAAUAAUCAGAAAGCAAAACCAAUACCUCAAAAUAAUAAUUCAAGUGGUAAUAUUGGUGGAUUAUUAAAUAGUAGACAUCAUCCAUCAGGUAAUGAAUCAGGUUGGAAUUUUUUAAUUGGAGAACCAUUACAAUUAAAAGCAGAUAGUGAGAGAAAUCCAUUAAAUAAUGGAAACCAAAAUAAUAAUAAUAUAUCAGAAGAAUUUCAAACAAUAGAUCAAAAAAGACAACAAAAGCAACAACUACCGAAAUCCAAAAUUACCAAACCAACCAAAAAGCCUAAAUCACAACAACAACCAAUAACUCAAGCUAAUGAUCCAUCAAGAAAAUUUUUAUGUAAUAAAUGUCAAAUGUCAUUUAGAAGAUCAUCUGAUUUAAAAAGACAUGAAAAACAACAUUUAAGUAUUCCUCCAAAUAUUUGUGAACAUUGUGGUAAAGGAUUUGCAAGAAAAGAUGCAUUAAAAAGACAUAUUGGUACAUUGACUUGUAAAAGAAAUGCUGAUAAGAAAUUAUACGUUGAUAACUUAAAUUAUUUAAAAAAUAAAAUUAAUAAUAAUCAAAAAGGUUUGAGUAAUCCACAAUAUAUUAAACAUCAACAAUUACAACAAAUACAAGAACAACUGCUGAAACAAGAACAAGAUGAAGCAAAUGAUGGGGAUGAUGAUGGUGAUGAUGAAGACGAAGAUGAUGAAGAUGAAGAAGACGAAGAUGAAGAGGAUGAAGAUGAAGAAAUGGAAGAUGUAGAAGAUGAAGAACGUCAAAUCAAGAAGCAUAAAAUCAAUAAUAUUAAUAAUUCUACCACCAGUACUAAAAAAAAUAAUACUAAAAAUAACGAAGAUAGUCCGAAAUUCCCAACUUAUGGUUACCAAAAAGAAAAUUGGUAG
This is a messenger RNA of Lodderomyces jiufengensis, 1752 nucleotides long. RefSeq lists its product as uncharacterized. NCBI's taxonomy places the organism in Eukaryota, Fungi, Ascomycota, Pichiomycetes, Serinales, Debaryomycetaceae. The transcript has a single exon. Gene Ontology annotation, biological process: regulation of transcription by RNA polymerase II. Gene Ontology annotation, molecular function: DNA-binding transcription factor activity, RNA polymerase II-specific; RNA polymerase II cis-regulatory region sequence-specific DNA binding. The coding region runs from base 1 to 1752 and encodes 583 amino acids. Gene Ontology annotation, cellular component: nucleus. The record is from RefSeq and is a predicted model, not a curated record.